This is a messenger RNA of Trichoplusia ni (cabbage looper), 1282 nucleotides long. RefSeq names its product extensin-like. Lineage: Eukaryota; Metazoa; Arthropoda; Insecta; Lepidoptera; Noctuidae. The transcript is spliced from 3 exons. The record is from RefSeq and is a predicted model, not a curated record. Bases 299 to 1282 code for a protein of 327 amino acids.
GAAGCUUGAUUAAAUUUGAGCAUUAAACUUGAAUCUCAUCUCAUGUAUACAUGCCCCUGUAUACUUUACUUCGUACCGAAGUAUAUUUUAUUUCCUAUUAAUCGGGAUCCCUUAUCCUCACGCGCUCCGAACGCUGCUUAUCACAAGCAGUCUUAUCACCAGAUCUUAAGAUUCAUCACGAAUGAACUCUGAUUAGGUAUCAGAGACUACUUAAAUAUCAUAGUUCACCUCCCACAGAAGUAGUGAUUACCGAGCGACAGUCAUUUUGUUUUGGAAUAGUAAAACAAAUGAACUAAGUAUGUUUCGACUUUUAAUAAAGUUGAGCGCGUUGUCGAUCGGGCUUGCUUACGCUUCAACUAGCUGUCAAAAUGCACAACAAUCACAGAUGGCUGCCCUCAACGAGAGAAUGAAUCAAAUGAUAAGCACUUUGUAUUCUUCGUCACCCCUCCUCUCCAAGGCUCUACCCGCACUAGCGAGCACAACAACCACAACCACACCAGCUACCUCCACAGAAUACCCCACAACGACAACGACCACUACCAGCGAGACCCCCUCAUACACUUACCCCCAAGUCAUAUACGUGACGCAUCAACCACCUCCAAGCCAACCAGCGUCCAACACUUACUAUUCGUAUGAAACCACACAGCCUGAAUAUCCGCCUCCUGUGUCGUACAGUUACGAAUACACUUGUCCCCCAUGCCCACAAACCCCGCCGUCUUAUAGCUAUCCACCCCCAAGUACUCCAACACCUACAUAUUCUCAAAUACCUGCUCCAUAUCCACCACCGCCUGCGACUUACCCCCCGCCGUCGACGCCGGCAACUUACCCCCCGACUUCAACGACUUACCCGCCGCCCUCGACGUCUUACCCCCCGCCGCCAACAAGUUACCCCCCACCGCCAACAAGUUACCCCCCACCACCUGCUUCUUACACCCCUCCGCCGACGUCCUAUCCCGCUCCGCCAACGUCCUAUCCGGCACCGCCGACAUCAUAUCCAGCUUCAUACUCGGCACCCCCCACAUCGUACACGGCACCGCCGACGUCUUACCCCCCUCCUCCUGCAACUUACUCGCCUCCACCAACGACUUACCCCCCGCCUGCGACUUACCCCCCAACUACAUCUUACUCCCCGCCAACGACUUGUCCCCACACUUCCACAACUUACGCGCCAGCUCCUGCUACGUAUCCUGCGCCUGUUACUUACGCCCCGGCACCUGCGUCUUACCCGCCUACGCCUACAACUUACCCCGCCACAUACCAAAUAUCAGGGUACUCGACAUAA